Molecule: messenger RNA, 3858 nt
Organism: Patiria miniata (bat star)
Lineage: Eukaryota; Metazoa; Echinodermata; Asteroidea; Valvatida; Asterinidae
Exons: 6
Coding region: 1-3546 (1181 amino acids)
Biological process (GO): G protein-coupled receptor signaling pathway; cell surface receptor signaling pathway
Cellular component (GO): membrane
Molecular function (GO): G protein-coupled receptor activity
Source: RefSeq, a predicted model, not a curated record
AUGCUACACAUUCUCAUUCUCAGGCUGAUUCUUAUAGUCGAAGUUUCAGGUCAAGUUUUCCACCGGAAUGACUGGGAUGUCAGACUCUCGGGCGGACCGCAUGGGUACGAGGGACGGCUGGAGAUACGUCCACCAAACGAUGUAUGGGGCACCGUGUGCGACAAAAACAUCAGCGUGUUGGCGAUCGCCUGCCGUAGUUCGGUGGCGCUUGGCGUGUGCCUUCGCCUCGGGUACUUGGCCCCGUACAGCCUCAGUUUUGCUGGCGAGAGAUUCGACAGGGCCGACCUACCGAUUUGGUCUCAGGGUUUCGUGUGCACCGAGCAGGACGACCAGAAUAACAUCUCAUGCUCACUGGCUACGUGGAAUCGUCAUCCGAGCAGCUGCGACCAUAGCUCCGAUGUGGCCCUAAUCUGCAUCUCAGAUAAUCUUCGACUCGCUGGUGGCUGUUCUCCUCGCGAGGGGCGGGUGGAGUUGAACGUGGGCUCGGCAGGUUGGGUCGGGCUUUCGGGCCGUCAGCAUCAGAACGAGUCCCAUGUCGAAGCCGACCUGCACCAAGCUGAUCUGAUUUGCAAGCACCUAGGCUACCCGAUAGCCCUCGGUCUGCACGGAACGUGCACAAACGGAACAGCGGACCCUACACUCCCUACGAUAGAAGCGGAUACUUGUGGACCUAGGGAGAGUUCACUGUCAGCGUGUUUAAAAUCCGCACUGAAAAGUGGUUGCGAGAAAGGGACGCUGUCACAUCGUGGCAGGCCUAUAGAGGUCGUUUGUGCUUACGAUAAUGAAAUCGUUGUCAGUACCAACAGCAUAUUGCACCGUCUGGACUUCGACGUCCGCCUCGCCGACGGCCCCUCGCGUCUUGUUGGAUUGGUGGAGAUGCAAUACAACGAGACCGGCUGGGGUCCCGCCUGUCUGUACGAAGAACCCGUACUUAUUAUCGAUUUCCUAGCCACAGCGGUUUGUAAGCGAAUUGGCUCGGAAUGCUCUAUUGAAUUCAAUCUGGUAUCGCCUGACGAUGACCCGAGCCGGGGCGCGGGCAUUGAGUACCUCUUGAGGGAGGGGCCCGACAGUCAAAGGCACUGGCUGAGGUUAAAUGAGAAAUGCAGGCAACUUGGUGGACGCUACCUGAAUGUCGCUUGCAGUCUAGAUAUAACAUCACAUGGCGUGACAGUAAACGCAUUUCCAAACCAGACCUGCAUCGGGCGUUGCGGUGAGUCGUCAUCCCCAGUCCAGUGUGGCUGUGACGCAAUGUGUCAUACGUUUCAGGAUUGUUGUUAUGACGUCACUUCCGAGUGUCCGACAUCCACGGAGGGGGAGGGCAGAAACCUGACCGGGCAGGACUUGGGUCUCACGUCACUAUUGGACAGUUCCCAGUUCUACCAGUGCUUGCGCGUAAGUUCCAAUCAAAGCUCUGCAUAUCACCUCGUGAGUCGGUGCCCCGACUCGUGGGCAGCCGAUGACGUCAUCACAAGCCAAUGCCACCUCUCCUCCAACGUGUAUCCUGUUCUUUACCAACCGCUUGGAGUUCCCUUCAAGAAUGUGGAGUGUGCGUACUGUCACGGAGCUGCGGUCCCUCCAGGCGAUGGUAUCGCAGGCACCGAUGCACUAGGCGACUCGUUGGUCCCCAUACCAGCAUCUGGUUACGAUAGCACCUUGCGUCCUUGCACCUCGCUUGUAAGUACAUGCCUAUCGACAAAAGCGUUUUUCGCAUGUAUGGCCUACAUGGCACCAGACACUAAGUAUAAAAACCCGCACUGCGGACUGUGCAACGAGUUUCCAGCGUACCGUGGAGUGUGUUAUAAAAAUGGCCGUAUAACUUCUCUCCAGGUUAUGCUCAAGGGGGAAGUACCAAUUAUUUCCCCCAUCAAACCCCAGCCCGUAUAUUAUGUCAGCGAUAGAGUGGAUCCAGCAAAAUUUCGCAAAGGCAGACACGAGGUAAGCUUAGGAGUCACUACCAGAAUUGGUGCUCUUGAGACCUUUUGGAACUCAUCUUCUGGUAUUGACUCUGCGACAUGUCUAUUAAACAGGAUCGCCUAUUCCGAUCUCAAACUGGCUCUGCACUUCCCUUCAUCUGUUUUGGAUUGGGACUUCGUCAAAGAAACCAACGUAGUCACCAUAGCAACCUGGUCUCUGGAAUACACGGGUCAACUUGAAGAGGAGUUGGACGACAUCUUGAUCCAAGAUGGCUACCCGUCCGGGGUCAAUUGGGCGGAUCGUUGCGGUCUUGCUCAGGUCCUGCUCAUCGAGAAAUCUGAUCUGGAGAACCCAGCACAGACAACUAACAAGAGCAGCAGCGAGAGCACGGAAUGCUACGAAAUCGACCAGAUGAACUCCACGUUGGUCAACAUUAGCGAAGAGAUAUUCGUCUACGUCGUUCCUGUCGGAGCAUUAAUUAGACCCGCCAAUGCAACGAUAACUAUAAGGUACGGCACCCAGGCAGAACGUACUGAGAAAUUCAAGCUCUUCAGGUACUGUGGAACAAGAGCGAACAGCAUAACUUGCGAGACUCGGGAUGAAAAUAAUGAGAAUGGUCGUAACCCAGAUUUGCCUGACGUGACUCUACCAAGUGGUGAAAAACUUGUAUGCUUCUCUGACAACCUGAUACUGACCAAACAGGAUCGCGUUUCCUUCGAGGACCCCGCCCAGGUUCUCAAUGUAGUGGGAUUCAGUUUGUCUAUGGCCGGCCUGAUGGCGACCCUGGUUACUUACAGCGUUUUCCCAACUCUCAGAAAUGUUCCCGGUCUGGCCAUCAUGAGCUUGUCUCUUGCCAUCUUGGUCGGCCAACUGUCGGCGAUCCUCUCCACGGUUGUUGUGGAUCCUGCUAACGAGGCUAUCUGCACCGCCGUGGCAGUCACCAGUCACUACGUCUGGCUCGCUGUUUUCGCCUGGAUGGCGGCCAUGUCAUGGGACUUGAUGCGGACCUUCACCAGCACCACGUCGGCAAUGACGGCCGGCGGCAAGGGUAGGUUCCUCCGCCUGAGCUUGUUCGGUUGGGGAGCACCCAUGUUGAUUGUCAUUCCUAACCUGGCCCUACACUUCUGCGACUGCACCCGUCUGGUUUUUCGCUACGGUGGUCGGUUGGCCUGCUGGCUGGCAGGCCGUGGGUCUUCGCUCCUCAUGUUCUGCGUGCCGAUCGUGCUGUGUAUUUGCUUUAACGUGGGUUGCUUCGCUUGGACCAUCCGAGGCAUCCGAGCCAGUAAGAAAGCUUCGACCAUGGUGAGCAGGAACACAUCGAGGGUGCAGGCCGUGUGGCAGGAGCUAGUUGUCUACGCAAAGAUAUCAAGUUUGAUGAGUUUUGCUUGGAUCCUGGGAUUCGUAGCCGUGGCAACGGAACUGACCGUAUUCUGGUAUCUGUUCAUCAUCUUUUGCUCGCUUCAGGGCGUCUUCGUGUUCUUGGCCUUUGCUUUUAGUCGCCAGGUGAGGGCGCUGUGGAGGGAAAAGCUGAGUCGACCGGCUGGGACGGCAGGAAGUGGCACAUCCACUAUGUGCAAGCCGUCGUCACAUGUCAUGAAAACCACCACUGGGAACACCGGUACCAUGGUGUAAAACCACUGCCAAAGAGAGGCUACAGGUUAACUAGUGGUCGGUUCGCGACGUGCCUACCGCAUGCGCACUAGUACUGAAGUUGAAGUGCGAAGGACUCUAGCCGACAUAUUAUCAUGUCAACGACCGUUCAAAUAUGGCAGUCGCAAAAUUGUUCAACACUUGUUGUUUCUCUUUAUUUACACAAAAAAUAGUAAUUGUGUAUAGUUAAGGACAUCUUACAUAAUCGCCAAUAUUAUUUUGCCUAAACAAUGGUGAUAAAAGUGACUAAAUCGUAAACUAACAUGGAAAGAAUGCGCGAUGAAAAUGAAAUUU